GCUGGGCGGGCCCACCAGGCUCCGCCCCGCCGCGCGCCAAUCCGCGGCGCAGUGGAGGGGAGCGCGGGCCCCCGGCCUCUAUUUACUCUUUCAAUCAGUGCGAGUGUUUGCCCCUGGCCGGCGUGCACGCGCGGGUGAUGCGCUAGCCAUGAUCUCGCAGAAGCUGUCGUACGGCGACGUGCCGACGUCCGCGUCGCUGUCCUCGUUGUCGCCGGGCCUCGCGCCCCCAUACGUGAACGGUAUGGGCUGCAUGCCUGCGCAGCCUUACCCCAACCUAUACUCCAACAACAUGGUGGCCGGCAGCUCAUGCAUGGGCUCCCCAGGCGUGGGCUACAGCCCGCCCAGCACCAUGGCGUCCUGCAUGGGCGGCGGCGGAGCUGUGCCCUACGGUUCGCUGCCACGCGAGCAGGAAGCCGCCUCGCCCACCUCAGCACUGCAGCGAGCGCGCAACGACAAGACCUACCGUCGCUCGUACACACACGCCAAGCCGCCGUACUCCUACAUCUCGCUCAUCACGAUGGCCAUCCAGAACAACCCAUCGCGCAUGCUCACGCUCUCGGAGAUCUACCAGUUCAUCAUGGACCUGUUCCCGUUCUACAGACAGAACCAGCAGCGCUGGCAGAACUCCAUACGACAUUCGCUGUCGUUCAACGAUUGCUUCGUGAAAGUGCCGCGGACGCCGGACAAGCCUGGCAAGGGAUCGUUCUGGACGCUGCACCCAGACAGCGGGAACAUGUUCGAGAAUGGCUGUUUCCUACGAAGACAAAAGCGAUUUAAGGAUGAGAAGAAAGAGUCUAUAAGACAAGCACAGAAAGCUCACACUGGGCACGGGCACCACGGAGGUUCACACGAGAAGCGCGGCGACCACUCACACGAGAAAGGUGGCGUCGGAGGAGGUGCGCCGCCGGGCGGAGAGGACAAAGAGAUGCGUGACGAGCUGCUAGCACAGCUGCACGCGGCGCCCGAGCUGUGCCUGCCCGAGCACACGCCGCUGGCGCUGGAACACUACGCGCAGCUGAAGCAGGAGCCCACGGGGUACGCGCCCGCCCAGCACCCGUUCAGCAUCACGCGGCUACUGCCCGGUGCCGACACGAAGGCCGACCUGAAGAUGUACGACGUGAACUACGGGUACGGGCACUCGCCGGCCGACAACUACUACCAGUCGCCGCUGUACCACCACCACCACGCGCACGCGCAGCCGCCCUUGUGACAGUACCCGCUGGCGUAGGCGGGCCGGCGCGCGCCGUCGUGGUGCCUGCCGCAGCCGCCCGCGCCCUAGCUGGCCCGCCACGCCACUCCCUGGAUAAUCUCAUCUCCUGAUAUUGGACUCCAAGUGAGCGUUUCGUGUUCUGGUGAUAUUACCGCGCCUGCAGCGCUCCCCCCGACCUGACUAUUGUAUAUUGUGUAAAUAUUUGCGAUUAUUUUAAAUGAGUCCAUUUUGUGUGCGUUUUAUUAGUAGGUAGAUGUUUAGUGCACGGUGGACGAUGUGAGACGAGUCGGGGCGGGCGGCGGCUGCGCGAAGUUAGGCCUAAAAUGUUUCGUGGAACUUCUAAGAAAGUGUCCUUUAUAGUCAUUACAAUCGGUUGCCCCUUGUAUACCAACUCUUCGUUGAUGGGUUUUGUAUGAAAUUGAUGUAAAGCUAAGUGGGAGCUUUGCCCGCGUAAGUCAGCGUACUCUAGUUAGAUAAAAGUGUGAGCGUAUCGCGAUCAAUACGUUAUCGCUUUGUUUAUCGAUUGUUGUUUAGAUAAAUUGUUUGCGUAGCGCGUUGAUGUCUUUUAUUUAACUAAAUGAUUUCAUUGAUUCAAUUAGAUAGUGUAUAAACUAAACAAUAAAUUUGAAUAUCGGGGAAAAAUUGAAGGCUAAAUAAAUUGAAUCUAUUUCCUUAAGUUUAAUACCGUCAGGGAAAAAAAUUACAAGAAGUGUAACAAAAUAAAUUGUAGCAUAAUUUUCAAAUUGUAAAUCUCAACGCAAUGUUUCUAAAGCUGAAAUGCUUCUAAUCGAAGCCUAGUGAUGAUAACGUUUAUAAAAUAUCUGCAUCAUUGUUAAAUCAUCCAAAUAACAGAAACAUUAUGACAUUGAUAUUAAAAAUAUUGAUUUAAAAAAGGAAAUAAAAACAACGCUACGUUCAGACGCUCCACAAAAAAGUUGAAACAACAAUCAAAAAAGUAAAAAAACGGUCGCUAAGAGUUGGUAUACGAUGGAACGAGAAGUGACGUCAUAUCGUGGACGGUUCAACUGUGCAAUGUCUGUGUAACAAAUUGUGUAUAAAAUUUAAAAUAUAUAUAUAAAUAUAUUAUAUACAAGGUGGAUGAGACAAAGUGUGUUAAAAUUAAACUUUGGUUUCAAAAAGAGCUUAAAAAUAUAAAAUAAUUAAUUCCCUUCACUAUUACUGAAUUAGUGAUGAAAAUAUCGUUUAUUAAAAUAUAAAAAUCAACAAAAUUAAUGUUCCAUUAAACAACAAGAAAAAGAAGUGCUCAAAGAAACAUACAAUAGUUUAACUUAAAACCACAUUCACUAAAGAUAUUGAGACCUAUGUAUAAUCAUAAUUAAAUUUUAAAACACCCUGUCCACACCACCUUGUAUAAUUUUAGCUAGGCGAAAUGGAAUCUGAGUUUGUCAUGAACCAUCGCGUUAGGAGUGUAGAUAUAUAAGUUUUGUAUAUAUAAUAUAUAAGUUUAAUUAUAAAAGUUAAAAUAACGGUGUUUGGUGUAACAUGGGUACCUAUCUCGGCUUCUGCACAUUCCAAUUGAAUAUAUAUUUAUAUGCAAGCAUCGAUUUAGCAUAAGACAUCGAGUAUUUGGCAAGCGUUUGAGGUGAGUUCUAUAUAAUUCUAUAUAAUUUAUAUAUAAUUCUUUCAUUUAUUUAUAAAUUAUUUAGUUUACAUUUAAACUGAAAUUUCACUUCGUUUCAUUUCGAUUUAAAUGAAAUUUUUCUCAGUUUCGCGGUUACAGGGUUGAGUAGUUUUCUUUUGUUUAUUUAUUAUUAUUAUUUUGUGUUAAUAAAUUAACCAGCGUAAUAAAACAAAAGAUUCCAUUAUUAAAUUUCUUUCUGAUAACCAUUUUAUUAAACAUUACAUUUAAAUAAAAAUGAAUAGAUAUUUUUGAACGUAAAUAUUUAUAUUAUCGUAAACAAAGUUGACCCAGAAACUAAUCCUCACUAUUAACACUUUAAAAGUGACAAGGAUUCAGUCAAUAGAACUGAAGUAUUCAGAGGCUGCCAAAAUUGACAUAACCAUGUUUGCCUUGACCAUACCGAUUUAGAUGAACUACCUUGGAAAUAACCUUUGCUUACAUGUGGAGGUCUUGCGCACUAUGUGAAGUUUAUUGAUAUUGGUACUUUGGUACCUACAAUCUAAAUAGCCUUACUAUUUAUUCAAUGUCUUGUGUAUUUACUGUACUUGGAAUUUAUUUCAUUUAAAAUGAGCAAUUAGGGUUUCAUUUCGUUUUAAAUGUAAUUUGUAAAUUCUGUGAAAUGUAACUCGUUGUAAAUAUGGUUGGAUUUUUUAAUCCAGUGUGAAAAUUUAUGAAAUUAUUGCAUUUUUAUAUAAUCUGAAGUACCUAUUUUAUAGUCUCUUAUCGAUGCAACAAUGAGAAAGGGAAAAUACUCUUUUCUCUGUAAAACAAUAAAACCCAUACAAAUAUCAGGUUUAUAAUUAUAUAAAUGAAAUAAAUAAUAAUUUAACAAACACUAAAAGGAAUGGCACAGAAGUUAUAAACAUUUAUAUUCUUAACUUAUAUUUAUUUUUAACAAACAUAACCUAUUUUUGUAUAAAAAUAAAUUAAUCAACAUUUUUAUUCGAAUUAUAUUUUAUAUUAAUUAAUUUUGAUUGCUUAUUUGCUCAAUUUAAGUUCUUAGUUAGGUUUAUAAAUACAUUUAAAUGUAAAUUUCGGAACCUCACACGCUUACCAAAAGCUAUGGUUUUUUAGCACAAUUUUGAUAGAUGUGCUAAAUUAAUUCUUGUAGGUAUAAAUACAUAUUUAUGUCGUACUACUCGAAUAUAGAUAGGAUACUUAUAUAUCAUCUGUUAGUUUCAGAAUUAAUAAAAUUAAGUAUUUACAAAUCUUA
Messenger RNA from Spodoptera frugiperda (fall armyworm), 4065 nucleotides. It is a transcript of the gene fkh, whose product is annotated as silk gland factor 1. The record is from RefSeq and is a predicted model, not a curated record. Gene Ontology annotation, biological process: cell differentiation; regulation of transcription by RNA polymerase II; anatomical structure morphogenesis. The transcript has a single exon. NCBI's taxonomy places the organism in Eukaryota, Metazoa, Arthropoda, Insecta, Lepidoptera, Noctuidae. Gene Ontology annotation, molecular function: DNA-binding transcription factor activity, RNA polymerase II-specific; transcription factor binding; protein domain specific binding. Bases 149 to 1210 code for a protein of 353 amino acids.